Sarcophilus harrisii (Tasmanian devil) is the source of this 4142-nucleotide messenger RNA. It is a transcript of the gene WTIP, whose product is annotated as WT1 interacting protein. Lineage: Eukaryota; Metazoa; Chordata; Mammalia; Dasyuromorphia; Dasyuridae. Gene Ontology annotation, molecular function: transcription corepressor activity. The record is from RefSeq and is a predicted model, not a curated record. The transcript has 8 exons. Gene Ontology annotation, cellular component: transcription regulator complex; P-body; adherens junction. Gene Ontology annotation, biological process: positive regulation of miRNA-mediated gene silencing; negative regulation of hippo signaling; response to hypoxia. Bases 378 to 1745 code for a protein of 455 amino acids.
GGGUAGACAGCUAGGACCAAACCCGGGAGUCCAAAUUCCUCCGCGUCGCGCGCUGGCCGUGCGCUAAGGCCGCGCCUCUCCAGCGGGGCCGGGCUCCGGGGACCCCGAGCCCGGGGGCCCCUACCUGAUUCCGAAGGGCCCCGGGGCCGGAUGGGCUCCGAGGCCCGGACGAUGCCGCCGCCGCUGCCUCUCGGCCUCAGCGUCAGCCUUAGCCUCAGCCAAGGCGGGAGGAGGCGGCGGCUGCGGAGGUGACGACUCGGCGCCGCGGUGCGGCCGGAGCCCCCGCCCGGGAGGAGCUGGAGUCGGAGCCCCGUGAGCCCGGUGCGCCUGCUUGGCCCAGGGCGGGGCGGCUCCAGGGACCGGGCCAGGGUCGGGCCAUGCAGCGCUCGCAGGCGGACGCGGUCGCUUUGCUUCGCGCCAGUAGGCUGCUGGCCGAUCUGUCCCUGGCCGAACCAGGCUCAGACGGCUGGUGCCGGGGGCGGCCAGGGCAGCGGCCUGCGCCCCCGGAGGAGACGGCCCCCGCUCGUUCCUGGAGGUUAGACGGUGGCGGCUGCUCGGAGCCCGGAGGCUGCCUGGAGCGCGGUCAGUGGCGGCCCGCCUACGAGGGCCACGGUGCCCGCCCGGCAGCCCCCUCUUUGGAGCCCAGCGCCAAGGCCGCAAGCAGUUCUCGCGGGGCCAGUCUGGCCGAUUCGGAGGGCUAUGAGAGCCGACCCUGCAGCGCUCGCACCAGCGGCAUCAGCCUCGGCUACGACCAGAGAAACAGCAGCCCGCGCUCCAGCUGCUCCGACCCCCGGGGGCCGGGGCCACUCGGCGCCGCCCCCCCCCGCCGCCCCUCCUGGUGUGGAGGCCUCGGGGUCGGCAGCAGCGCCCGCUCCAGCGUUUCUAGCCUGAGCUCCCGGGGCUCGGCGGGUGCCCACGCCGACCUGCUGCUGCCGCCCGCCCCGCCGCCUCCAGGCUCGGCCGGCCUGGCCCACCCCGCGGCCGGAGUCCGGCUUCAGCUGCCCUUCCAGGUGACGGCGGGGCGGGAGAGUGGUCCCAGCCCCGCGGAGCGAAGGCUGGAGGCGCUCACUCUGGAGCUGGAGAGGCAGCUGGACCUGAGGGCGAAGGAGGAGUACUUUGGAGUUUGUAUAAAGUGCAGGACAGGCAUCUAUGGUGCAAGUCAAGCCUGCCAGGCAAUGGGGAGCCUUUACCACACCAACUGCUUCACUUGCUACUCUUGCGGGAGAAGACUCCGGGGAAAGGCCUUCUACAAUGUGGCUGGGAAAGUCUACUGUGAGGAGGACUUCCUGUACUCAGGGUUUCAGCAAACGGCCGACAAGUGCUUCGUGUGCGGACACCUCAUCAUGGAGAUGAUUCUUCAGGCCCUUGGGAAGUCCUACCACCCCGGCUGUUUCCGAUGUGUUGUGUGUAAUGAGUGCUUGGAUGGCGUCCCUUUCACCGUGGAUGUCGAGAACAAUAUUUACUGUGUCAAAGAUUAUCACACGGUUUUUGCACCUAAAUGUGCCUCAUGUACCCGACCCAUCCUUCCUGCAAAGGGCUGUGAAGAGACUAUUCGGGUGGUGUCAAUGGAUAGAGAUUAUCAUGUGGAAUGCUAUCAUUGUGAGGAUUGUGGGCUCCGUCUGAAUGAUCAAGAAGGCCGCCGCUGCUAUCCCUUGGAAGGCCACCUGCUGUGUCGAAGCUGCCACAUGGGACGCCUGUCCACCCCAGCCCUGACCAACUAUACUAUGCAUAUGACGGAGCUCUGAAGGACUCCCUGAUGGAUCAGAGCUCAAGCCCAGGACUAGGGGAGUUUUUUCAGUUCCUUAACCAUGUGCUUCACUGGGCAAAGUGAGGUGAGGGUCUCUUCCCUACCUGCCAUUCAGGAGGGUUUCUGGACUAGAGGAGGGCCUUUGCACUGGUCCCUUCAGACAUAGAUGGCCCUCUUCUCUUCAGGCUUUUACAUUCUGACAGAUAGCUGUGGAAUGAAACCAUUUUUUCUACAAGUUUCUUCAUGCCAGGGCUGGGCUGGGCCCUAUCUCCCCUUGCCAUGAAUUAAUUUAUGCCACUUUUUCCUUUUGAUUCUAAAGUGGCAGCCUUGGAGCCCUAUCUCCACAGUUUCUUGAAUCAGAAAGCCCUGGGCUCUAAGCACAUGGGAUUGCUGAAAAUGGGGAUGACCUGGGUCCUGUGGAGCCUCAGUCAGUGCACCUCUUGUCCUCUAGGAUGUGUUCCACAGUCCCUGCAGGGGUUUUGAGCUCUCAGCUUAUUUCUGUCUUCAAGUUUGAGUGGUCCCUUUGCCUUCCUUCCCAAACAAACAUUCUAUUCUCAGGGAUCCCAGAACCAACCUGGUUUGGUAGAAGAUUAUUGAAAGUGGAGGUCAGACAGAUUGGAUGGAAAGGAUGCCUGCUUUCUGAAAAAGAGCAGAUUGGAAAUUGGACAUAACCUAUUCUUAGUAUAAACUUGGUAUAAACCACUCUCCUGAAGCCAUCUCCUUUGGGAUGCCCAAUGUACCAUGUUGAUUGCUACCCAGUGGUGGUUCUGGAUUGCUGUGCUUUCAAGACCCAUUGUUUCUGAGCUUUUCUCCCUUAUUCUGAUGGAGGUUGAAAUUGUAAUUGUCCCCAUGCCUGCCCACAGCCUAGUGACUGCAAGGGCAGAGACCUCUAGACCCUGGAUGGGUAGAAUCAGGCUCCAUAGAUCAGAAUGAGGUGCUUCUGGGGAUUGUGCCUUUACAUGUUAUAGUACAUUGCCCAAGGCAGUAGUUCUAUAUCUGAAUCCAGAAAGGAUCUGUCCCCAUCAUUAGCCAGGAUAUGGAGGAGAGAUGGAGUGUGCAAGACCAGGGAACAGUGUGUCUGGAUGGGUUAAGAAGCAGGGAGUGCCACAGAAUUUUGGGGGAUUGUGGUGGGUUUGUAUAUCUUCUGAAGGAGGGCAGCAUGUUUCAUUAGGAUGAGUAUUGUGAGUAGUGGUUGAAAUAUAAAUGUGUUUGAAUGUGGCUAGAGAGGGUGAAGUGUUAGCAUGUUGUUCAAAGCAUGUCUGAUUAGAAUGAAUGUUGUGUGGUUGGGACAAAUAACAUGCUUAUGUGUAGGUGGGAAGGGUGGUGUUCCUGUGUGUGCUGGCAGAAAAAAAAGCCGCUGCUAUUUGCCUAUGUCCUUUCCUGGGUUUCCUAUUAACUACCACAUACUAUUCAGUUUAGGCAGUACAGGGGGUUAGUUAAGGGAGAGGAGAAGGGGCAUCAGGUGGGAACCUUAGAGACUAGUUGGAUCCUUCAUGGACUUUGUGCUAAUGAGUGUGGAAGUGUCAAGUAUAUUGGGAAGUGAUAAGAGAGGUGGUCCAAUGGUAGAUUCCUCCUUUGCUACAAACUGGGAGUUCCUCCCUUAUUACUCUGCUUUGUCAACAUCCCUUGUCACCUUUCCUCACCAUUUUUUUUUGGUCCCAUCUUGAGGUUCCUGAAGUCCAAAGUGCCUGGCUGUGACAGUGUCAGUGGCUAAGGUUGUGUGUGCGAGUGGCAGUGUGUCCUGAUGCAUGUAUGUGGUUGUGCCAGUGAUUGUGAUUGUGUGUGUGUAUGUAUGAAUUAGGGACUGAAGGGCACAGCUUUCUGAAGGGAAUUUAGCCAUCAGAACUCCUUGAGAAGAAGGAUUUUGAGGGAGAUAAAGGAGUGGGACACACAUAAAACCCUGUUUCCUUGUGCUGCAAGAGAGAUGUUUUUUACAACUUCAUUGUAUAGCUGAUGCCAAGGCAAAGGCCAUAAUUUGACUUAAAUUAAGUUUUUUUCUUUUGAGAAUAUUUUCAUUUUCUUUAAAAGAAUAUAGUUUUCUUCCAAGAACUUGGACCUAGAUUGUUUCUGAAACUUUGUAGGAAAUCCUUUACAUGCCCAGUUUGUAUAUCAUGGAGCUGGUUUGUGCAGGGCACACAAUCCAGUUAAACUAUUUUUAUAUGAAUUCUUUUGUCACUUCCAAAUGUGCUUUUGCUUCUCUGAGGCUUCAGAACACAGAAGGAAUGGGGGGAAGGAGUGGGGUACUUUUAUUUCUGUGUCUACUUCUUUGGCCUUAAGGAAAUGGAACUUUUGGGGAAAAACAGAUUUAUUUAUUUAUGUAAAAGAUUUGCUCAUCCUUUUCUUAAGUUAUCACUGGGAUUUUGUUCUGUCUAAUAAACAUGUUUUAUAGCUGCUU